Messenger RNA from Gossypium arboreum, 614 nucleotides. RefSeq lists its product as uncharacterized. Lineage: Eukaryota; Viridiplantae; Streptophyta; Magnoliopsida; Malvales; Malvaceae. The transcript is spliced from 3 exons. Bases 123 to 386 code for a protein of 87 amino acids. The record is from RefSeq and is a predicted model, not a curated record.
ACUUAUAAAUACACUAUUCCACUGAGCUGAAAGUUAGUUUAAAAUAAAACCUGCAAAGCGAGAUCCAAGCACGACGACAAAUCGAAACUACGGAGAAGUCAAAUGCAAAGCAAGGUCGAAGCAUGAAAGAAGAUUACGAGACUGAAGAAAAGAAACAAGCUGCUGCUGAUGUUCUUUUUCAAUAUUCUAAAUUUGCAAUGGCAUGCAUAGGAAACCAAGUUCGUCCUUGUGACAUGAGGUUGCAUUUGAUGAAGGAAAUAUCAGGGCUCCCAACUUCUCUUAAGAGAGUUUCAUCCCAAGCUGCUGCUUCUCCUGAUUCAAUGGGCGAGUCAUCAAGCUCAGGUACCGCAAGACUUGAUAAGAAGGCUGAUAAAGCUGAUAAAUGAGGUGAAUUGGGAGCGAUUCUGAUAUUUACUUGAAGCAUCAUUUUAUUUUAUGAAAGUUUCAGUUUCUAUGUAAAUAGACUUCGUAUUCUACUAGAUGCUUAAUGCAACUUAGGGCGUUCCAAAGAUGUUAAUUAUAGGAAAUUAUUUCGUUUGUUUGAUACACGAAGUGUGUCUGUGUACUCUGACUUAUUAUUUCUUAACUCUGAGUUCACAAAUUUUCUUCCAAAA